This is a messenger RNA of Eublepharis macularius, 882 nucleotides long. Its product is annotated as F-actin-capping protein subunit alpha-1-like. The record is from RefSeq and is a predicted model, not a curated record. Bases 1 to 882 code for a protein of 293 amino acids. Gene Ontology annotation, cellular component: actin cortical patch; F-actin capping protein complex. Gene Ontology annotation, biological process: actin cytoskeleton organization; barbed-end actin filament capping. Gene Ontology annotation, molecular function: actin filament binding. The transcript has a single exon. NCBI's taxonomy places the organism in Eukaryota, Metazoa, Chordata, Lepidosauria, Squamata, Eublepharidae.
AUGUUGGCAGAACAAUCCUCCAUAGAGAACCCCCCACCCCUGGCCAGGCAAGAGACUGUCCAGGUGGUGAGCCGACUCUUGAAACAGGCCCCGCCCGGAGAGUUCAACGAGGCCUUCAGUGACUUGCGCCUGCUGGUGGACAAUGAUAGCAUGAUGAGUGAGGAGGUGCCCAGCUUCUAUGCCAUACACAACAAGGACCACUUCAUCCCUGUCAAAACAGAAGGGUGCGAGGUGCUGCUGACCCGCCACAACGAGCUGGAGGAGAACCGCUUUCUGGACCCUCAGAACCAAGUCUCCUUUAAGUAUGACCACCUGGAGAGGAAGCCAACCGAUUUCCAGGCUCACCCAGAGGAAGACAUGAAAGGCGAACAGUGGAGGAGAGAGCUUCAUGAGGCCCUGAAGGCCUAUGUCGGCAACCACUACUCCAAGGGGCUCUGCAGUGUCUUUGUUAAGGAUACGGCGGUCCGGAAGAUGUUUGUGGCUUGCAUCGAAAGCCACCGGCACAGGCCUUCGGCCUUCUGGAAUGGGCUGUGGAAGUCAGAAUGGACUUUUGCCUUAGCUCCUGCCUCCACUUCCACAGAGGUAACGGGGACCAUCACCGUUCAAGCACACUACUUUGAGGACGGCAACAUCCAUCUGACCGUCACCCAGGAUGUAGAGGAGACUCUUCUGGUCACAGACGAAGUCCAGACAGCCCGAGACUUUGUGAAGCUGGUAGAGAAGGCGGAGGAUAAAGUCCAAAGCGGGUUGAUGGAAGAGUAUAGCAAAAUGAAAGACACUUACCUGAAGUCUUUUCGGAGGCAGCUGCCUAUCACCCACACCCAUGUCGACUGGGACAAGAUUGUGACAGCAAAGAUAGUGGAGGCCCGCUCUAUCCAGUGA